This is a messenger RNA of Schizosaccharomyces cryophilus OY26, 1131 nucleotides long. RefSeq names its product acetylglucosaminyltransferase. NCBI's taxonomy places the organism in Eukaryota, Fungi, Ascomycota, Schizosaccharomycetes, Schizosaccharomycetales, Schizosaccharomycetaceae. Gene Ontology annotation, cellular component: cytoplasm. The coding region runs from base 1 to 1131 and encodes 376 amino acids. Gene Ontology annotation, molecular function: glycosyltransferase activity. The transcript has a single exon. The record is from RefSeq and is a predicted model, not a curated record.
AUGAUUUCCUUGGUACCCUUUUCCAAUUCUAUAUCUACGCGCCAAGCUAAAAGAUAUUGCAUCUUCCUUUUGAUUUCGGUAGUGUUCCUCAUUUUGACUUGGGAAUGCAUGUACCUCUAUAAAAAUAGUCCUGACAUUCAACGUUCCGUGAAUUCCUUAGCGGGUCGUACACCCUCCAAGUCUUUCGCGUUUGUAACAAUGCUACUGGCUUCAUCUGUAAAAGGGGAUGAGACAAACCAACCAGUACAAGAUUGGUACUACAAUGCAACAAGGCUGCUAGUAUAUAGAUUAUCUCAUUAUCCCGAAACAAAAAGCAGAUUCCCUAUCAUUGUAAUGGCUACAAAAGGAGUCGAAAACUGGAAACUGGAUCAGCUUAAAGAUGAUGGAGCUAUCGUCGAAGUCGUUGAUCCUUUGUACGCUGACGAUGUUGUUGAUAACAUUAAUGACAUGGCUGUCCUGGAUACCAGAUGGAGCAUGAUGUUCACUAAAUUGCGCAUCUUCGAGAUGUACGAAUACGAUCGUCUAUGCUUCCUAGAUAGCGACAUUCUUCCAAUAAGAAAUAUUGAUGAAGUAUUUAAUGUUCAUCAACAGUCUUCUAUCUAUCUCAGCUCCUUGGAAAUUUAUAAUAAGCUGCGCAUGUAUUUGAAGGGGAAGAAUUGGGGUGAAGACUUUUCUGCUUAUGAGGCCCAAAGAAAAGACUUUUAUCCUUAUGUUUUCGCUGCUGUUUCCGAUCCUGGCUUGUGGCAUGAUACUCCUCCCAAUUUUCGGGAUUAUUUUAAUGCAGGUUUAUUUGUUUUCCAUCCAUCUACGGCACAUUAUAAGCGUUUAAUGACCCUAGCUAGGUUUCCUAAACUUUAUGAUAAUGCAAAUAUGAUGGAGCAAAGUUUGUUGAAUUUUGCAUACAGCUCCGCUGGCCAAUUUCCAUGGGAACGGCUAGAUUGGACCUAUAAUGGAGUAUGGACUCGUAAACCAGACCUUGCAUAUUUGAAGACCGUUCACGGAAAGCUUUGGCAAGAGGAGGGAAGUAUGGGAUAUGACCCAGACACAUCUGCUCUUUGGUGGGACGCUUUUCAUGACAUGGAAGACUUUUAUGCGGCUCAUAGUAAUACUAUAGGCCGAAGCACUCAUUAG